UGAUGAAGAGGAUGUUGAUGAGGAGGAGGAGGAGGAUGAAGGAGAAGAUAUGGAUAAUGAUGAAAGCAGCAGAAGCACUGGAGAACUAAAGAAGAGCAAGGAGGAUGAAGCAAAGGUAUCCACAGGAAUGGUAAAUGAGAGCUACUCCACUGACAGUCGAGUUUGUGCAGUGACAGCCUGUAAAACAGCUGAACUCAUAUGUUCACAGAACCAUGGAUACUUUCAGAAUAAUGAAGUAGAUGAAGAGUCAGAGGAGGAUGAUGACUAUAUUCCCUCUGAAGACUGGAAAAAAGAAAUUAUGGUUGGCUCCAUGUAUCAGGCUGAAACACCAUCUGAACUGUGCAAAUACAAAGACAAUGAGAAAGUGUAUGAAAAUGAUGACCAGCUGCUGUGGAAUCCUGAAAUUCUUACUGAAAACAAGGUGGUUGAGUUUCUGACAGAAGCAUGUCGACGGACGGGAGAGGAGACUGGAGUAGAUGCUAUUCCAGAAGGAUCCCACAUCAAAGACAAUGAGCAGGCAUUAUAUGAGUUGGUGAAAUGUAAUUUUGAUACUGCUGAAGCUUUGCGAAGAUUAAGAUUUAACGUUAAAGCAGCCCGAGAGGAACUAUCUGUCUGGACAGAGGAAGAAUGUAGGAAUUUUGAACAAGGUUUAAAGGCUUACGGAAAAGACUUUCAUUUUAUCCAGGCCAACAAGGUCAGAACAAGGUCUAUCGGAGAUUGUGUGGCUUUUUAUUACAUGUGGAAAAAGUCGGAGCGGUAUGAUUUCUUUGCGCAACAAACUAGGCUAGGAAAAAGGAAAUACAACCUUCACCCAGGAGUAACGUAAGUAUCUGUGCUAACAA
Molecule: messenger RNA, 842 nt
Organism: Sinocyclocheilus anshuiensis
Lineage: Eukaryota; Metazoa; Chordata; Actinopteri; Cypriniformes; Cyprinidae
Gene: mier1b
Product: mesoderm induction early response 1b, transcriptional regulator
Exons: 8
Coding region: 50-826 (258 amino acids)
Biological process (GO): negative regulation of transcription by RNA polymerase II
Cellular component (GO): nucleoplasm
Molecular function (GO): transcription corepressor activity; histone deacetylase binding
Source: RefSeq, a predicted model, not a curated record